AAAAUACAAGAAAUAUUAGAAUCUUAACCCAAUUUAUAUUGAGAGUUUUUUUCCUACUUGUGAUGUGAACUAAAGAAAUUAUACUGUGACUUUUUUAAAAUAAAUUAUGAAAUGUCAUUUUCUUACAAGCUUGAUAAUAAAUUGUUUACUGCUAAGAUGCGUAUCCUCGUUUCCAUUUUCACAAGAAAAUAAUCUUUCAAGUAAAAAUCACGAAGAACUUGACCCAGAAGAUGAAAACUCAGCAAACACUUCGUUGACCCGUCUGCUUCAGCAAAACAGCGAGUUUAUUGGACAGGAUUUACUGCGUAACAUUCUAGGAUUAAAAGUUUUCAAUCGAGCAAGCGUCAGCUCUACAGAAAAAGGACUAACAGAGCUCACAAAUGAUGAAACAUUGGAAAAUGAGGAAAUCGAUGAUUUGAACCCAGUAAAAAUAAUGGAUGACUCAAAAUAUAUCAGCGGAAGUUAUGAGUCUCGAGAUACAAUUGGACCAUCGGAUGAAAUCGUUGGUAACCCGGCUGGAUAUUUUGAAAAGAUACCCAAAAUACGAAACAAGAGUAAAGCCUCCAAGAAAUCGGAAGGUAAACUGAAUUCGGUUAGUAGGAAAAAGACAAAAUCCUUCCAAUCUCCUAGAAUUUUUUCUGAUUCUAAGGCUGGUCGAGAGAUGACAACAGAUGAUACCAGCUUCAUCACAGAUGAUACCAGUUCAAUUACAAAAAAUACCAGCUUGAUUACAAAAAAUACCAGCUUGGUCUCAAAUAAUACCAGCUUAGAUGACGGGCAUGUACUCAUGGUUUUAGAUGCAACCAAUAACAACACUCAGUUGGAUCCUUUGUACGUGGUGAUCCAAUCAAAAGACGGCAACCUUACAUCGGUCAUCAAUAAUAACAUUUUCAAAACUCGUGCAAAACUGUUCGAUUUGAUUAACAAAAUAGAUUGCCACAACAAGUCAACAGUAGCACCAUCUACCACUACGAUUAACAAUGAAGGAUGUGAUGGUCCAACACAUUCAACUAGAAAAAUUCAAACUUUUGAGAAUAAAAACUGUGAAACGAGCACUGAAGAAAUUACAGAAAAAACACACUCAACCAGAAAUACUUGUAAGGUUCCCGAUGAUCAAAUUCUGGAUCCUGUCCCAUCUGAGCCAACAGUGGAUAAGCAUAGACAAACAACAAGCUCUCACUGUGAAGAUGACAUUGGGUUGAAGCCGAUGUUUCUUAAAGUUUAUGUACCACUGUCAGUUCAACUUGAACCAUUAUUGGCCUCAGGAAGGAAACAAUAUGUUAUAAAAUCAAUUUCCAUUGACAAUUCGAAUGACUACAAAAGCAUAUUUGGCAGUGAUCAGUAUGAAGUAUGAUAAUCUGUCAAUAUAGUUUGAGGACGUACUAUUCUAAUAAGUAAUUUUUGUUUCUAAGUCAAUGCUGUUAUAGGCAGACCGAUGUACCGAGAAAAAUGUUAUGAGAAUAAAUGGUAGCUUGAUUGUCAGAGAGGAAAUUUUUGAAUCUAUUUUGAAAAUAAUGAAACAUUUUUCCAAUUGGAGAAUUGCGUGGUUCAGCUAAUAUGGCAAAAAGUUUGAGGAUGAUAUCAAUUAGUGUCUUACUCUACAAUGGAACUUGAGAAAAAGGAAUUACAGUAUAUUUGAAAUUAUCAGUAAUUAUUACUUUGAAGUUAUACCGCUUAUCAUUAUGUGGAGGAAAUUGGAAAAUCACUUGGCCUGAAAAUCUGUAUUACUGCUCUCAAUCAUGAAGGAGAAUUAGUAAAUCCCGGGCCACUUAUCAUGCACCGUUCCUGUCCCACUCCGAUCCGAUCAGGGAUGACAAUGGCCUAGAACGGUGCAUGCCACACAUGUCUUUUACGUGAUCUGUCCCACCACUAUCCCUCCACCCCACAGAAAUAUCGGGCAUAAGUAUACCCAUCUAUCGGACAUAGUAUCGGAUAAGUAUAUCGGACAUAAUCAGUGUUGAAUUGAAUAAAAUGAUUGAUUAUUGA
Nilaparvata lugens (brown planthopper) is the source of this 1986-nucleotide messenger RNA. RefSeq lists its product as uncharacterized. The transcript has 2 exons. Lineage: Eukaryota; Metazoa; Arthropoda; Insecta; Hemiptera; Delphacidae. The record is from RefSeq and is a predicted model, not a curated record. The coding region runs from base 107 to 1354 and encodes 415 amino acids.